This is a messenger RNA of Mercurialis annua (annual mercury), 1517 nucleotides long. RefSeq names its product protein BRASSINAZOLE-RESISTANT 1. The transcript is spliced from 2 exons. The record is from RefSeq and is a predicted model, not a curated record. Gene Ontology annotation, molecular function: DNA-binding transcription factor activity. Gene Ontology annotation, biological process: DNA-templated transcription; brassinosteroid mediated signaling pathway. Lineage: Eukaryota; Viridiplantae; Streptophyta; Magnoliopsida; Malpighiales; Euphorbiaceae. The coding region runs from base 129 to 1106 and encodes 325 amino acids.
UCUUAUACACUUCUCCUUCUUCUUCUUCUUCUUCUUCACCUAAAAUAAAAUAAAAAAGCUUGUUCCUCGUGACUUCUUAUUUUUCCGGUUGGGGUUCAAAUCCUCUGCUACAAGUUCUCCACCGGAAAAUGACGUCAGACGGAGCUACAUCGACGUCAGCUGUAGCGCCACCGAGAAGGAAGCCGUCGUGGAGAGAAAGAGAGAAUAAUAGGAGAAGAGAAAGGAGAAGAAGAGCCAUAGCUGCUAAAAUAUUUACUGGAUUAAGAGCUCAAGGUAGUUAUAAUUUGCCUAAACACUGCGAUAAUAAUGAGGUUCUGAAAGCUCUUUGCUCUGAAGCUGGUUGGAUUGUUGAAGAAGACGGUACUACUUAUCGUAAGGGAUGCAAGCCACCGCCGAUUGAUAUAGUAGGUACUUCUACAAGAAUUACUCCGUAUUCCUCGCAAAAUCCGAGUCCUAUGUCUUCAGCAUUUCCUAGUCCAAUUCAUUCUUAUCAAGUCAGUCCUUCAUCUUCUUCCUUCCCUAGCCCGACUCGAGGCGAUAAUAGUAAUUUUAACAUGAAUGCUGCAUCCAAUUUCCUUCCUUUCCUUCAAAAUGCUAUACCUGCGUCUCUUCCGCCUCUCCGAAUCUCCAGUAGUGCACCUGUUACUCCGCCUCUUUCGUCCCCAACCUCGAGAAACCCUAAACCGAUUCCCAAUUGGGAGUUUAUCACGAAACAAUCUAUGGCUUCGUUUAAUUAUCCGUUUUAUGCUGUUUCUGCCCCUGCUAGCCCAACUCACCGACAAUUUCAUGCUCCGGCUACAAUACCCGAAUGCGAUGAGUCUGAUUCGUCCACUGUUGAAUCUGGUCAGUGGAUAAGCUUUCAAAAAUUUGGGCCUGCUUUGGUUGCUGCAAUGCCGACCUCUCCGACUUAUAAUCUUGUGAAACCUGUGGCUGAGCAAAUUCUUGCGAAUAAUGUGAUUAAAGAGAAUGGGAGAAGUAUGGAGUUUGAGUUUGAGAAUGGGAAUGGAAAUGGACAGCAAGUAAAGCCGUGGGAAGGAGAGAGGAUUCAUGAGGUAGGAAUGGAUGAUCUAGAGCUAACGCUUGGAAAUGGGAAAGCUCGGAGUUAGCAUCUGUUAAUGCCGCUGGAUGAAAUCAUUGCGAGGAAGUAUUAAUUAGACUCCAAGUGAAGACAUGGUGACGAGAUGUUGCAACAGAUGAAUCGUUCUUGCUCGAAUUUGCAGUUCUUCGAGAAUGGUAUUAGAAGAAGUUGGAACACUGCAGGUUAUGGCUCUAUUGCUUUGAUGGGAAGAGCAUACCCUGAACCAGUCUUUAGUUCUUAGGAGGAAUCAAUUUUUCAUGUUUAAUCUUAUUAUGUUUAUCGAGUUUCAUUUUAUUGUUUUACCCAUUUAACAGUCGUAUUUGCCUGUUGAGUUGUUUGCAUUGUUGUCACAAUUAUUACAUGUAGAUAGCAUGGAAUAUUUCCAGGACUGAGAGGUUCAACAUGAGCUGAUAAAAUGAAAAUCAUUUCUUGUUAUUAA